AUGCGCUGCCAGAUUUGCCUGAAGUCGGGAAUGAGCGGCAACAACGUGAGCCACUCCAACCGGCACACCAAGACACGCUUCAAGGCCAACGUACACAAGCAGACCCUGGACCGCGACGGUACGCCCGUCACCGUGAAAAUCUGCAGCCGAUGCCUCCGCUCGCUGCACAAGUCCCCCAAGGUCCGCAAGGCCUUCGCCGCCCUGAAGUAA
Geodia barretti is the source of this 210-nucleotide messenger RNA. The record is from the annotation of a GenBank genome assembly. Lineage: Eukaryota; Metazoa; Porifera; Demospongiae; Tetractinellida; Geodiidae.